Messenger RNA from Amyelois transitella, 2295 nucleotides. RefSeq names its product 23 kDa integral membrane protein-like. The record is from RefSeq and is a predicted model, not a curated record. The transcript has a single exon. The coding region runs from base 330 to 1097 and encodes 255 amino acids. Gene Ontology annotation, cellular component: membrane. Lineage: Eukaryota; Metazoa; Arthropoda; Insecta; Lepidoptera; Pyralidae.
UCACAUAAAAAUUGUAAAUGAAAAUAUUUACAAAGCUAAAAAUAAUAUUGGCAAAGGUAUGCAGUAAAACUACGCACAUUCGCGGUAGCUUUAAGCUCUAAUCGUUAAAAUAUGCAUUGCGCAAGAUCACCUUGCAAUCGAGGGGAAAUCAAGAGGUACUCUACCUUAACUGUGUCACAGGCUAUCUCGCGUAGCGCGAGCGAAUCAGUCAGUCUUGGAACUUGAUGGAGAGCGCCCGCGCACGUCCACCACUUUAUAAAAUCAAUUGCAACAUCGACGCACCUCUCAUUCGGUUGACAACGAUCUUCGCGCACGGUCGAUAACACACGAUGGCGAAAGAAGACUUCAUUAAAUCGGUCCUUUACGUUCUGAACAUUAUUUACGCGGUCUUCGGUCUCGUGUCCGCGGCCACCGGUAUCUGGUUCUUUGUGCAUUUAUCAGAGUUCGUCGCUUUGAGGAACAGCAACCAUUACUUAUUGGACUAUCGAGUGUAUUGGCCUCAAGUGGCGCCAUGGCUGUUCAUCCUACUCGGACUGUUUAUCAUGAUUGUGGCGUUCUGUGGUUACUGCGGCGCCAACAAGGAGAGCAGAGGAUUACUAGGGAUGUACGGGAUGUUCCUCAUCCUUAUCAUCCUACUGCAAUUCAUCGCUGCGACUCUCAUCUUCGUGUUCGUCGAUGGUGAAGACACCGAUCGGUUUAUCAAGGAUACCGUGUACGAUGGAUACUACAAUUCUCAAUCCAACCCUGAUGUGUUCAAGGCUUUCGGAAGGAUCGAAAGGAAGUUGAAGUGCUGUGGUGCUAACGACGCCAGAGAUUAUAGGAGCUGGAGGAACGACCUGCCUUUGACCUGCUGUUUGGACAGUUAUUACAGAGCUACGUGUGAGUUCACAGACAAGGAAGCUAACGAAAGAUUAGGUUGUGCUAAAGUGGCAUCAGUUUACACUAAGAUCAUUAGUUCUUCAGUCGCGGGUGCGUCGCUGCUCAUUGCUAUUGUGGAGAUCACAGGAGUUGUGCUGGCGUGGAAGUUGUUCCAUUAUAUGAGGGAGGUGGAACACUAUCUACCGAGUGAGAGGAAAGAAGGUGAAACUGAAUGUUAGGUUGUAAGUCAACCAGUAUUAUUGAACCUCCGAAUUUCAGUCGACUAGCGUCACAAUUUUCGAGUUUUCGCGCCAUUAUCGACUCGAUACGAAUCGAUUGCUUGCUCUGCUGCAACUUAUAUUUUCAUUUCAAGUUCCCUGUAGAUGUGUGUGUGGAUUGCAUUUAGGGAUAAAGUUCGUUUCCUUGCUCGAAGGAAUACAGAAAUCUUUAUUUGUUAGUUUAAGUCAUACAUUCCAUUGGCAUCUGCUCUGCAUCUGUAAUCUGUAGUACAGUUGACUUCAUUGUCGUUUGACCGCGCCUCAGGUCAAAAUGUCACGCUCCGGCAGCGGCUUCAACCAUUAUAUCCUCCUUAAGUAACUGAAUCAUUGUACCUUUGACUCACGAUUGUAAUGAAUCUAAAUUGAGCCUAAGAUCGUGGCUUUAGCGACCUCGCCCCCACCAAGUGUCUAAAGACACGCAUAGCGUAAUUUUAGUAACAUGUUACUUCGACUGCUCGUUUCGUAAGCGCGUAUAAGCCUUCCUAGAGUACAUAAGCUGCCAUGGACGGCUUAUUUGCCAAUAGUGGGAGGAAGGCCGUCCAUGAGAAAAAUUUGACCUCAAUUCGAUUGCGUUGUUUUGUUAGAGUAGUACUAACGUAUAAGUUGCCUGUUUGAGAGUUACUUUCUGUUAAGCAACUUUAUGUUUGAUAAUGUCAAGAUGGUGUGCAUUGAGUUCUGCGCCGUUUGUUCGGGCCAUUGGUCGAAUAUGUAAUUAUUAUUACGUAAGACUUUCUGGUUUUUGAGUUACGUCAUUUACAAUUUAGAAACUCAUAGUGGUGUUAUAAUAUUAUUCAUGAGUGCCAAUAUUUUAGAUUUGAUUUCGUUCUAUCCGUCUUAUUAAUGUGAUUGUAAAUUUUUAUAUUUUAAGUUUUGUGUAUUUUGUAUUUUCCGUCCUUUUUUAUAUCUACGAGAGCCAUACAGAUUUUAUUUGUAUAAUUUUGUUAAUAUAGUGAAAAAUAUUUUUAAUAUAUGAAUUGUAACAGUGUGUUUACCACAUACCAAAGAAAAAUGUAGAGAUACAAAAUAUUCAUGAGAACAUAAUAUAAAAAUAAUAUAUUUUUUGCAUGCAAAAACAUAUGUAUCCGUAUUUAAGAAUAAUCACACUACUGAAUUAGUAUAGAUUUUAGAAAUAAGUUAUUUUUAUACAAUAAUUUAAAUA